This is a messenger RNA of Diceros bicornis minor, 1116 nucleotides long. It is a transcript of the gene LMNTD1, whose product is annotated as lamin tail domain containing 1. The coding region runs from base 1 to 1116 and encodes 371 amino acids. The transcript has 8 exons. The record is from RefSeq and is a predicted model, not a curated record. Gene Ontology annotation, cellular component: nuclear envelope; cytoplasm. Lineage: Eukaryota; Metazoa; Chordata; Mammalia; Perissodactyla; Rhinocerotidae.
AUGAAAGACAUACAAGCCAUUCAGGAACCCUCAGUGGCCCUACAGACUGACGUCCAUGAGCAGGAAGAGAAAACGGACAAUCAAGCACGCCCUCAUUUUAGUGGAGAAACUAUAUCAACAAUUGGAAAAAAGUCUCUUAAAUCUAUCAUAGUGAGCCGUUCCCGAUCAGAAAAGAGCUUGGGAGUUGACAGCUCCAUAAUUCCAAAGAAACAGCCUCUGUCAGUCCUUGCUCCUGAGCCAGCUGUGACUGGGGAAGGAGAGGAUUAUUUCCUAUCUUUGUUUGGUGAUUCAAAGAAACUUAUUGCACGCUCAUUCCAUGCCGAGAAAACUUGGAAGCACUUUUCUAUGAUUCUUGAAGAAGUGGGCUCCUCUAGAUCCAGUGCUCUGGGAGACAUUAAAAUAGCUGAAGUGAAUGUCAAGGGUUUAUUCGUGAAGUUCGUUAACUCUUCCCUUGACAAAGAAGUGGAUGUUGGAGAUCAUAUUCUCCAGCAAAAUGUGAAUGGACAAGUAAUCUCUUUGUACCGUUUCCUUCCAAAUAUCAUACUGCAAGCCAAUUCCACAGUAACGGUGUGGGCAGCAGCAUCUGAAGCAAAGCAUCAGCCACCAUCAGAUUUUCUUUGGAAGGAACAAAACAAGUUUACAACAAGCCCGAAUUGUACAACAAUCCUGUGCAAACCUAAUGGUGAAGCCAUGGCCUGGUACACUCCGAUUCACUGGAAGCAAGCGUUGGAGAAAUUAGAGACUGACAUUGAAUUUGACAGAUGCUCAGUAGUAAGUCCAGCGUCUCGAAGGCACAUGUUUCAUUGGCACGAAGUUAUGACUACAGCUAAAGAAGAACAAGAUCAGUCUAAGAAAGGUAUCUCAAAAUGUCAGAUGGAACCAGCUCAAGCUUUUCUUAAGAGAGAAAAAGAAAUGCCACCAACACUUUUCCCCAAGCGCAGCCCUUGGUGCCACAGUCCUGAUGUCCCUGCACAUCCCUACUGUUCUCUGAUUGAGCCUCACAAUACCAGCAUGGCUGGAAGCAGCUUAGAUAGACAGCCCAGGCGUCAGUCAGCCAGGCCUAAUCCAUUUGCAGGGACCAGGAAAAACAAGACAUCUCAGUUACAAAAGCAAUAG